Messenger RNA from Polistes canadensis, 3292 nucleotides. RefSeq names its product hybrid signal transduction histidine kinase L-like. The record is from RefSeq and is a predicted model, not a curated record. The transcript is spliced from 5 exons. The coding region runs from base 965 to 2968 and encodes 667 amino acids. NCBI's taxonomy places the organism in Eukaryota, Metazoa, Arthropoda, Insecta, Hymenoptera, Vespidae.
GAGCGUUUGUCAGUCAGAAUCAGUCGUUCGCCGGACGUGCGCCGGGUAGGGUGUACGGUGUAUUUGUAUAUUAUUAUUUCUAUACCACGCGAUAUUAAACGGUUUUUGUAUUUCGAUUAAAAGUUCGAAACGUGUCAACGGGAUUCGUGCAAGAAAAACUUUCGUUAUUCUCGUGGUGUUAUUAUGGUGGGGAUAAUGGAUGGAGUGUUAAACGUUUCUCUCUCGUUAAAUUAACUAUUUGAUAGAAUAUUAUAUGUAUGUAUAUGUAUAUAUUCAUAUGUAUGUAUAUAUGUGUUAGUAGAAAGCUAAAUAGUAGUGCAUUUGGAUCACCUGUGUAAACAGUAGCGAACGUUUUUUUUUAUGCAUCCCCAAGCUUCGAAACAUAAAUUGUAUCUCAACAAGAAAGAGAGAAAGAAUAGAAUAUAUGUGUAUAUAUAGAGAGAGAGAGAGAGAAAGAAAGAAGAUUAUAAAUAAAUAAUGACAGAAGAAAUUCGCUUUUCUUAUCUUAGCAAAACAACAAUAGAAUGAAUGUUGUAAACGACCGAUCAAGGGAAAUUUCGAAAAACUGACGAAGAAAGAAGAAAAAGAAGUGGUCGAAAGGGAAGGAGGAAAGGGGAAGAAAUCGAAUGAUUGGGAGAACUAAAUUCGCAUGAAAUUUUGCUGAUGUUGUUAUUGUUGUUGUUGUUUGAACAAGCGAUUCGAAAUCGACGAUAAUUGUGACUCAUGUGUGUGUCAUAAAAUUCUUUAAUUUAAUAAACGCGUGAUUCUAUUUCGCCUCUAUUGGUUUUCUUUUUUUUUUUUUUUUCGUAUCGCGUGCAGCGACGAGAAAAACGAUGUUGACUAUUGACUGAAUAUCAUUUAUUGUUUAUCGUGUUGUGUGGGUUGGGUUGGGAGGAGGGAGAGGAAGAAGAUCAGUGAAAAGUUUAUCAAGAAAGAAUAGGAGAAGGAAGAAAAGGUGGUGGAGAUGAUGAUGGCGCCACAGGUGGUGGGUGUUCUGCUGAAGAAGCCGGGACAGCAGAACCACCCACGCAUAACGUCCCUCGAUCGACAGGAAACCAAAAUUAGGGGGGAGCUCUACGUCGAAAACCUGGCCGAGAGGAGGACCGUCAUGAUCAGGAUGGGAUGGUUGUGGGUCGAGGGUACUUCAAUGAAGUUGGCUCUAAGGGCAUUGAACCUUCGUCAAGCGGCACCCAGUCUAUGCCAGCCUCAUGCCCUCGCCCUUGGAUUUACUCUGAGCGAUUCUCAGGGUCAUUCGCUUGCUACGUUUUGGGCCGACACAGAACCGAUAUACUGGUCUUGGGUGAAAGCGAUAGCAACAGAACUGGUAAGGCAGACUCCGUUUCGUGCUCGAAGAUGUCUAAACUUUUUAGAGAUCCUGACAAUCUGUCCGAGAAGUCCGGCACCGUUUCCGGAGAGUCUGGCAGAAUCUAGGAGACGUUCACGAAGUGAGUUUCGUUGUUGGCCAAUCGAAUCGUCGAUGGAUGACGGAAAUUCGAAAAAUUCGACGAGUAUAUUAGAAGAAUCUAGAAGAAGAGCGAGAAGCGAGUUACGUGGUUGGUCGAGCAGUAAUUCAAGCGACGAGGACAAUUUAGGUGAAUUUCGUAGUAUACCAGCAAUAAUAUCAACGAAGGAUCAAACGGUCUCGAGAACGUGGGGUUGUAGCGAAAGUAGCGAGGGUAGUGACGAUAGUCUUCCAUGGGGUGUCGGAAUAUGUCGAUCUAGCGUAGAUUCCGUCGAUUCUACGGUUUCCUUGUCGGAACCCGAGACCAAAGAACAAAGGAUACAAAGGUACAAGGAAACCCGUAGACGGGAAAACGAAGCAAGAAGUCGUCGUGUUUUAGAAGAAGAUGCUAGGAGACGUAAAGCAAGAGCCGAAGAAAAUAAUAACAACAACAACAAUAAAAACAAUAACAACGAACUUCCUAAAAUCUACGGGCCUAGAAGCAAAUAUUAUUCCGUCAACGAAAACGACGAUCAUCAUCAUCAUCUUACUCGACGAUCACCGAAAAAAGAAUCGUCGAAUAAUGUUACAACCGAGUCGGCCGAAAUAAUUCGAAAUGAGAACGAUAGAUUACCGCCUAUCAAACCGGUUGAACCAUUUACUGUUAGAUUCGAAGAGACCGAUAGAACCGUCGACGGAAACGAUCCAACGCGGUGCAGUAACGGCACAAUUACCAAUGGUAUCUUAAGGACAGAUGCGAAUAACGAACGAAGGAGUCGAACUAGAGAGAGGCGAAUUUUUCGAGAGAAGGGUCAAUCUCAGCAAGCACAAGAAGUAACGACGAAUAGUAGUAACAACGUUGAGAGUUUGCAAGAACGAAAGGAACGAUUGGCUGCUAUAUCCUCGAGAAUACCUGUACCACGUCAGUUGUCUUUAGGAAAUGAAAGAACGAUUAGAUCAGUUACGAGUAGUGCAUCGUUGAUUGAUGGUUGCAUGAGUUUGCCUAGAUCUGCUACGACAAUGGCUUUGUCGAUAUUAAAGGAACCACCUUGCGAGGAGGACGUUGCCAGAUUGUUGGAGAGGUGUCAGAGGGUCGAUCAUUAUGUACCAGUUCGUGAAAAACUUACUUUGUUCGAAUCUCUCUCGAGAUUGGGUGGUCGGUUGGCUCGAAGUACAGAGGAUCUUGGUAGAACCGAAUCUAAACCAAGUCCUAGGGGAAAACAACGGGCGAGAUCGCUUCACGAUUUAAAUCGUGGCGCUAGGUCCGUGCCGGUACGUGAAAUGUGUCGAUUUUUCGAAGGUGACGUUCGUGACACCGGUCAGGGCAAUCAAUCGCCAACGAUCGUUACCACCAACAAAUAUUCGACGUUGACGAAAAAUUCGGGCAAAUUAAACGAACCGUUGAUAACAAAUUCUUUGAGAAACACGUGGAAGGAUAACAAUACCUCAACGACGUCCAAUAAAAGCAACAACGAUGCCGCCCCAUGCGUUAGAACGUCCACGAGAAAGAAACAUUACGCUAAGUGAUUUAUUCCGCGCGAUUAUUAAUUAUUAGAACGAAAUAAAAAGGGGAUGACUAUGAAGUAUUAACAAAAAAAAAAUAAAAAGAAAAAAGACUCUCUUCUCUCUCGGUGUCUCUUUCUUUUUUUUUUGUAUUUCGAGGGAACCGAGAGAGAAAGUCUCUCUCGGUUGCAUUGCGUUUCUCGUUUCACGAAACUUUCAACGAUUCUAUCGUUUUCUUACGUGUUCAUAAUACGAUCGUCCGAUAAACUCUAACAUAAACUUACGUUAUAAGUACGUUGUAUAGAAAUCGAGCAAAUAAUUAGAUAUUACGAAUCUUGAAAAAAAAAA